AUGCAUGGAUUCUCCACUGUUGAUGGCUUUGUGGAGAUAAGCAACUGCAUGGCAGAGAUGAUUAAAUACGUGGCAAAUGAACCGUCCGCUGGUCUUUUCUUUAUUCAACAGCACACACAAAAUGCAGUGCCCAAUAUCAUGAAACUGAAGAAGAAUGUUAGUGACAAGAGUCGUGAAACAACUCUGCACACAGAAGAUUUGGAGGACUCAGUCACAAUGGUGAGAUCAAUGAAAGACUGUGGAUUCCCCAUAGCUGACGAGAUGAUUGUAGACAUUAAAAAUUCCCUUAUAACGAUAACUUCAAAGAAACCAAACCGAUGGUUAACCCAUCGGCCGACAUCAAAUUUUCAGGCUCAGAGAGCUAACUUUUCUAAACAGAACUCAUACAGUCCAAAGGGGCCACAACUUGAUUCUAUGGGAAUGGUAAAUUCCAGCGCCGAGAAGCCACAGCUGCACCGUAGCGUGUCAUUACCAGAUGCAUCUGCAAACACUAAUGCAUUUUCACAAGCAGACAAGAAGCCCCCAUCAAGCCAGGUUGGAGAUGAAUCUCGAUCUGAACCAGGUGAUAUUGGGGAAAAGUUAUUGUCAGUAUCAGAAAAAUAUGAUGACUUCAAAGCAUGUAAACAAGCUAAGCUGGAGGAGUGGCUUUAA
Molecule: messenger RNA, 651 nt
Organism: Vigna umbellata (rice bean)
Lineage: Eukaryota; Viridiplantae; Streptophyta; Magnoliopsida; Fabales; Fabaceae
Source: RefSeq, a predicted model, not a curated record